UUUUUGGAAAGGGAAUGGGGUUGGAAAAAAUUUCUGUAACGGGGGAGGGUGGAAAAAAAUUUUUUGGAGGGGGAGGAGGUUGGAAAAUUAAAAAAAAAUUUUUGAGGGCUAUGGGUUGAUAAAAAAAUUUUCAAAAAUUUUUGUGAAGGGGGUUUGAAAAAAAAUUUUUCCAAUAAUUUUUUUGAGUGUACUGGGUGGUGGUUGAAUUCUUGGAAAAAAUUUUUUGAUUUCAAUUUUUCAUUUAACUACAAAAUAUCUUUGAUUUUUUCAGAUUUUUAGAGCUUAAAAAUUUUUCUAAAAAAUGCUUUCAUAAUUUUAUAAAUGAUUAUUAGCAACGAUUUUCGACUUCAAUUUUAUGAGGAGCUUAGAAAGGAUCAUAUUCUGAUUAUUGUAAAUGCUGAUGUUGAUGCCCUAUGUGCAACUGCUAUUUUGACUCAUUUAUUUUCUUGUGACGAAGUAACUUAUACACUUAUUCCGGUUAAUUCAAUAGAAGGAUUGAAAUCUACAAUUAAAAUACAUGGUAAACAGACAAAAAAUAUUAUUUUGAUGAAUUGUGUUGGGUCAAAUUCUCUGCUUGGUUUUGAACUUCCUUCGAAUGUAAAUUUCUGGAUAAUAGAAUCAAGAAGGCCAAUUCAUUUAGACAAUAUUUUCAAUGUUGAUUCUAUAAAAGUUUUGACAGAAAGUUCAGAAUUGCCUGAAUGGAAUGUCCCUGAUGCUAAUUCUAUUUAUGAACAGGAAGAACAAUCUGGAAGUGAAAGUGGGGAAGAUGAAGAGGAGGAAGGAGAAAAUUUGUUCAGUGAUGGAGAGGAAGGAGAGGAGAAUGGAGGCGUUGAAGAACUUUUAGAAGAAAAUGACCAACAAAGUCAUCAAGAUGAAAGAAAUUCAUCAAUAACUAAAAGACGUGGAAAACGCAAACAAUUGGCUGAUAUAAUCGCUAGUAGAACACUAAAAAGACAACGGCGAACCCAAUGGAAGCGGGCAAGAGGGACGAUUUUGUGGGAAUAUUAUUUGAAGUCUUGGUAUGCUCCACCGAUAUCAGUAUUUAUGCUUGAAUUGGCACAUGAAUUGGGAAAAUCUUCAGCAGAAAUAAUGUGGUGUUCUGCUGUUGGAAUUAGCAGUCAAUUUAUUGAUCAAAUUAUUUGUGUGGAAAAAUAUACUGAUAUUUGUGCAGAUCGAAUGAAACCAUUUAUUUUAAAAUUUGGACCAAGACAAGGUGCUUUGACUGAUCAGAAUAGAAAUCAUUUGACUGUCAGCUUUAAAGAAGAGUUUUGUUUUUUUUAA
Meloidogyne enterolobii is the source of this 1281-nucleotide messenger RNA. The record is from the annotation of a GenBank genome assembly. NCBI's taxonomy places the organism in Eukaryota, Metazoa, Nematoda, Chromadorea, Rhabditida, Meloidogynidae.